UAUGUCUCAGCUGGCAGCUACUUCACGCUACCCGACCAUGAGCCACUCCACUGCCGUGUCGCCAUGGCAACAGCCGUUUUCCUCUCAGCUCUAUCCUUCCCCAUUGGCGUCGGCCCACCAGCUGUCACAUGUCGAGCUCCCAGCUGCCAGCAACAUCACCCACCUUGAGGUGGACUUAAACGUGUCCCCUAGGGACCGCCUCCCAACAUACCAGUCUGCUGCGCUGGCCAACGAGGGCCACCUGGAGCUCCAAGAGCUGCCAUUCACCCCCAUCCAUGCCCCCAUCAUCACCAUGGGAACACAUGCUGCGCCCAGCUCUUCCUCUGUGAGUUCCAGGAGCUCCCUGGCCCACCUCUACUCAGCCAGCUUCCCCUACAUCACAGACCCCAGUGGGCUGGUGGCUGAAGUGCUGGACCCGACAGAACCAGUCAACUUUGACCCCCAGAGAGAGGAGGCGGAUCCCCUGCAGGGCAAUGUGCUCCUGCUGCAGUUUCUGGCAUUUUCCAGGAUACCACAGCAGGGGGGGAGCAGCAACUGGCCAGACUCUGUUCAUUUCACCUUCCAGCUCUACCGCUUCCCACCAGUGACCACACAGCGCCUGAAACUACUGGCCAUCGACAAGCUGCCGAAGAAAUCCAGCGAGACACCACCCUGUGUCCUGGCUGUCAUUAACAAGGAUGGAACAGUCAACUCUGGCUCCCCGGGGCUCCAGCUGCAGUUCCGUGUGGACGGGGCAUUCUUACAGCCGGGUGAGAGACGCUGGUUCCUGCGCUACCUGGCCCUGCACACUCUGCAGGUGGAUGUGUGGGACAGUCAAUCCCUCCUGCUUAUCGGCUCCACAGCCCUGGGGCUCAAGCAUAUGUUGCGGCAGGGCCGUCCAGCUGUACAGGCCACUCAUGAGCUGGAGGUCAUCACCACAGAGUACAUGGGUGAAGGCGUGCCAGUGAGCCUGCACCGGGCCUCCAACCCGAUCAGUGUCUUCACCACCAUCAAAGGUCGGCUCCAUCUGCGCCUGGGCAACGUGGGAUGUCCUGUAGACCAGAACAAACCCAACAAGCCCCAGUGUCUUCCUCCGUCACGCUCCCACAUCAUUUCACCGCCGGAUGCCACAAGUGGCUUCACCGGGGGCAGCUUGUCCUCCAAGAGCAUCCAACGACUCAACGUGCGUAACGCGGCGCGGGCCCAGAGGCUGGUGGAGCUGGACGGGGACCUGGUGCCAUUGCUCCAGAGCCAUAUGAAGGAGGGCGGUGGGACGCCCCGCACUAACACCCCCUGGUGGGGCGAGACAGACGACGUACGCCAGCGCAAACUCAACCGCAUGGUGGCCGUGCGGCAGCACGAGGGGGGACAAGAUGGCACCGGCAGCGAGGUCAAGACGAAGGUCACGGCCCGCCGAGCAGAGCGUGCCCAGUUGGCGAGGGACCUGCGCCUGAUGCAUGCCUACAGGGAACGCAGUAAGGCAGAAGGGAUCACCCACAUACUAAGCCAGGCCAUCACCAUACACCACACCCUCUACGCCACGCUGGGCACUGCCGAGUACCUGGAGUACGUCCUCCGCAACCCCUUCAACACCCCACAGACCGUCACCAUCUAUAGCGAAGACCCCGAGCUCAGUGUCAUAACAGACUGUGAUGAGUGGCGGUAUUUCAAGACACUGACCAAAACCUUAACCCCCCUGGAGGAGGACAUGUUCCACCUCAAAGAGGGCACGCUUGCUCCCCAGGUGUACCUGCGGCCCAAGGAGAGUGUGCACGUCCCCCUUAAAUACCAGACCUUCGUCUCAGACAACUCUGUGGUUCCCCAGGGGCCGAGUCUCAUACCCAGUGGCAGAAGUACUCAGGUGGCCAAGAAACAUCUGUCCAAUACUGUGCUGGCAAAGUCAAUCAAGGUGACAUUCAGGGCAGAGGAUGGUAAGCCGCUGGCCAUCUGCCAGGUGAGCGUGGAGCCCACGCCGCACGUCAUUGACCAGACAUUCCGCUUCUACCAGCCAGAGUUGUCCUUUCUGAAGAAGGCCCUGCGCCUGCCCCCCUGGGAGAGAACGCCAGUUGGAGACACAGAUGCUGGGUCUCAGAUCUCAGUGCGCUGCAGUGACCCCAACGUCAUCUGUGAAACAAAGAUGUUGGCACAAGGGGAGCCUCAAGAUGUGUAUUUAAAAGUGCCGGGCAGUCCGAGCCCGCAAAUCCGAAAGUUCUUCAUCACAGUGUUCACCGAUAAGUGGCUGGCGGUGCCCGCCCAAGUCUGGCAAGUAUAUGUGCACUUCCUGCAACGGGUGGAUAUCAGCUGUGUGACUGGCCAGCGGACCUGUCAAUCACUGGUGAUACGGGGAACCCAAGCCACCCGGAAGGUCCAGUGUUACACCUCUCACCCACAGGAGCUCAAGGUGGACCCAGCGGAGGUGUUUGUCCUCCUCCCGGGUGUGGUACAAGACCUGCAGUUGUGUGUGUGUCCGUUGCGGGCGGGCAGCCGCUUCUGCUACCUCACUGUGGUGGACGUGGAGCAACACACGCUGGUGGCCUGCUGGCUCCUCAGCCUCACCUGUCGCCUGCCCAUCCUCUCCAAGGCUUUUGAAAUGUGUGCACCUGUGGGAGGGGGUCGGGGGAGCACCCGGAAGAUCACUUACACCAACCCCUACCCCACCAGCCGUGUCCUCCUGCUACGGUCAGACCACCCUGACCUGCUCCAGUUUAAAGAGGACCGUUUUGAGAUUGGGGGAGGGGAGACCUACCGCAUCGGGCUGCGUUUCGCUCCCAGCCAAAGUCCUGGUGCUCAGGAGAUCCUCAUCUACAUAAACAACCAGGAGGAGAUCACGGAGGAGACCUUCUGUGUGAAAGUGAAAUACACCUGAACACACGGCAACUCAACGCAGUACUGUACACAUCAACUACUACGGUACAGAACAAUGCUGUUUGCUAAAAGACCGCUCAACAACGUUCUCAUCAAUUGCUGUAUAGAGCUCAACACUUUGCAACUUAUGGAAGAGAGCUCAAUUCAGUACUCAUCAACUUCUAUCUA
Molecule: messenger RNA, 3012 nt
Organism: Salmo salar (Atlantic salmon)
Lineage: Eukaryota; Metazoa; Chordata; Actinopteri; Salmoniformes; Salmonidae
Gene: nphp4
Product: nephronophthisis 4
Biological process (GO): protein localization to ciliary transition zone; negative regulation of canonical Wnt signaling pathway
Cellular component (GO): ciliary basal body; ciliary base; ciliary transition zone
Source: RefSeq, a predicted model, not a curated record